Messenger RNA from Triticum aestivum (bread wheat), 959 nucleotides. RefSeq lists its product as uncharacterized. The transcript is spliced from 2 exons. The record is from RefSeq and is a predicted model, not a curated record. Lineage: Eukaryota; Viridiplantae; Streptophyta; Magnoliopsida; Poales; Poaceae. The coding region runs from base 76 to 741 and encodes 221 amino acids.
UCGCUUCUUCCUCCACAAACCCCCGGUCCCCGGUCUUGCGUAGUCGAAGAGAGAGAAAAACCCUCGCCGUCGAGAAUGAGGGCCGCUCUCCGCCUCGCCUCCGCCCUCCGCCGCCUGCCAGCUCGCACCGGCGACCUCGUGUCCUCGCAGGCCGUCCUCCCGCCGCUCGCCGGCCGCGCCCCCCUCCUCUCACGCGCCCUCUCGCUCCCUCACCUCCCCGCCGCCGUCCGUCGUUUCUCGGACAAGAGCCCAAAAGACCACCUUGACCGCGCCACCACCCUGAUCAAGCAAGGGGAGCUUCUCGUCGAGGAAGGCAAGGUCAUUUCCCGUCACCUCACCAAGGGGGUCAAGGACUCCACCAAGGAUCGGCUUCGCGACUUCAAAUCAGGCCUAUCGGAAAUCAUCAGGCUGCAAUUUCGCCAUCAUUGGGUAAACCGCGUUGCUUGGCUGAGGAUCUCAGUGCACUCUUUACUUAUCCUCGUCACCGGUGGGAUCCUCAUCCAUCUUGGGGGCUCUUACCUGUUGGACUUAUGCAAGCCUCACAUGAAGGCGAUUGCUACCAAGGCAAUUGACAAGGCGGAGGAGAGGGGUAAGGAAGUGGCAAGGUCGGACAAGUCGAGGGCGGCGGCUCAGAAAUUCAUCGAUCAGGCCAUCAACAGUUUCUCCAUAUGGGCGCUUGUGUUUGGCUGGAAGAAGAAGAAGGAUGAACCCAAGAAGGAGGAGGAGGCACCCAAGAAGUAGAGGCUCAAACCCAAGGAGGAGGGCACAAGCAAUUUUUUGUUCAUUGAAAGGGGGUCCCGCGAUUGACUGCGCCAAUCAGUUUUUAUUUCUCAAUCUUUACUUUGGUGCUCUCAAACUUAUCAAUGUGUUGCCUGUAAUGGUUCAAGAUCUCUGUUUUGGGUCGGUCCUGUGAGAAUUUUAAUAUCCAAUAUUUAGUUGACUGAUGAUGUUUCUUUUAA